CACCAAAAAAAAAAAAAAAAAAACAGGGAACGCCCAGUAAGUUACGCCACCACCACGACUCACACUUCCGGACUCCAAUGUAAGCGCAGAGAGGAGAGCAUCGUUAUCAUGGGAAAAAGCUGCAAAGUGGUGGUGUGCGGCCAGGCUGCAGUUGGUAAAACGGCCGUGUUGGAGCAGCUACUCUACGCCAAUCAUGUAGCAGGUUCCGAACCCAUGGAGACGCUGGAGGACAUCUACAUUGGCUCCAUCGAGACCGACCGGGGCACCCGAGAGCAGGUGCGCUUCUACGACACCCGGGGCCUCCGCGAAGGCGUGGAGUUCCCACGCCACUACUACAGCUUCGCCGACGGCUUCGUGCUGGUUUAUAGCAUCGACAGCAAGGAGUCCUUCAAGCGCAUGGAGGCUCUUAAAAAGGACAUUGAUCGUCACAGAGAUAAGAAGGAGGUGACCAUUGUGGUUCUGGGCAACAAGCUGGACAAACAGGACGAGCGGCGCGUGGACGCUAACAUGGCGCAGAACUGGGCCAAGAACGAGAAGGUGCGACUGUGGGAGCUGUCGGUGGCCGACCGCCGCACGCUCAUCGAGCCCUUCGUGUAUUUGGCCAGCAAAAUGACGCAACCGCAGAGCAAGUCCACCUUCCCGCUCAGCCGGAACAAGAACAAGGGCAGCGGACCUACAGACGGCUGAGGAAACUCUCAUUGUUUGAUCAGAUUCAAGUGGGAUAAAAUAUGAAAGAAGACAACUCAAGGGGGGCAGAUUGUUUUUCACAUCAGUGUACUGUACUGGGCUCGGCGUUAAGACUAUUGUCUCACUUGAAUGGCCACCUGACAUUUUAGGGCCAUUGCAACACAUGCUGUGGAUGUUUCGUCAGGGGAAUGAUUUACACUGCUUCGCUCUAUUCAAUGACUGAAUUUUGAUGAGCAUUUCACACAAGUUAGCGAGUUUCAUUGUUAUAUACGGAGACCAGUGCAAUGUGCAUAGUAUAAAAGAAUCCAAAAUGCUUUCUUUCAGGGAUCCAAUGUUUGUUUAACAUGUUUUUAUUGCUGUAAAUAAUCAUGCUUUAAAAAAAAUUUUUUUUUGUUCUGUUAAUUGUCCUUUUAAACUGCAUUUGCAUGUUCAAUAAAGUAUUUGUGCCUAA
Messenger RNA from Corythoichthys intestinalis (scribbled pipefish), 1138 nucleotides. It is a transcript of the gene nkiras2, whose product is annotated as NFKB inhibitor interacting Ras-like 2. Bases 109 to 687 code for a protein of 192 amino acids. The record is from RefSeq and is a predicted model, not a curated record. The transcript is spliced from 4 exons. Gene Ontology annotation, molecular function: GTP binding; GTPase activity; GTPase activating protein binding. Gene Ontology annotation, biological process: Ral protein signal transduction; canonical NF-kappaB signal transduction. Lineage: Eukaryota; Metazoa; Chordata; Actinopteri; Syngnathiformes; Syngnathidae.